Bombus terrestris (buff-tailed bumblebee) is the source of this 2995-nucleotide messenger RNA. RefSeq names its product phospholipase ABHD3 (gene Hydr1). Gene Ontology annotation, biological process: medium-chain fatty acid biosynthetic process; medium-chain fatty acid catabolic process. The transcript has 7 exons. Gene Ontology annotation, molecular function: monoacylglycerol lipase activity; acetylesterase activity. The coding region runs from base 81 to 1391 and encodes 436 amino acids. Lineage: Eukaryota; Metazoa; Arthropoda; Insecta; Hymenoptera; Apidae. The record is from RefSeq and is a predicted model, not a curated record.
CGUCUAGUGAGAUACAUCUAUAUGUAGUUGGCUGUUCAAUUAUUCGAACGUCAUGCGCGUAGUCAACCGAGUCCAUCCUAAUGCUUAGCAAUCGGCUGUUCGCUAUCGGCAUUCGCCAAGCAAAGAUUGUCAACGGUCUUGGUAAUCAUUGGAGUUCACGUCACGCCAGUGACAGCAACUGUCGCACGUCGCACAUAUCGAUAAAGUGCACGAUGUUGAAUUUAUUCGGACCACUUCUCGACAUUCCGACGACCUACUACGGGGCGCUGCUGGGCGUUGGAUUCUGCGCUUAUUAUCUUUUUGAAGUUGUUAAAACGCCUAUGCUGGUAUGUGCGAAUGGACCAUUCCGAUCAUUUCUAGAAGAGCACGUAUCUCUAGUGAGGAGCAAGUUUUGGCCAACCCUAUGGUGUUUCGAAUCCAGGGCACAAACCAUUAUAGCAAGCCUUCUUAGAUCGCGAAUCUUGCCACCUAUUCACUAUAAAAGAGAGAUUCUGACCUUGUCGGAUGGGGGUGAAGUGGCUCUGGAUUGGGCGGAACAGGGAUGUUCCGUUACUUCGCCCAUCGUGAUUAUUUUGCCAGGACUCACCGGCGCAAGUCAAGCAGAAUAUAUCAAGUGCCUUGUCUCGUCCGCAAAAAAAGUUGGCAUACGAUGCGUAAUCUUCAACAACAGGGGGUUAGGAGGCGUAGAAUUAAAGACUCCACGAAUGUAUUGCGCUGCAAAUAGUGACGAUUUAUCAGAGGUUAUCGAAUACGUGAGGAAGAUUCAUCCUCAUGUGCCUUUGGGGGCGACAGGAAUCUCGAUGGGAGGAUUAAUUUUAGGUAAUUAUUUAGCACGACAAGGAGUAAUGGCAAAAGGAAAACUAAAAGGGGGAUUCUUGAUAUCCGUGCCAUGGAACGUAUUCGCUGCAACGAAAAGUACGGAAGAGAAUUAUUUUAAUUUGAUGUUAAAUAAGUAUUUGGCCAGUACACUUCGUAAGAAUUUACGGCGUUUGCACUAUUCUUCGGAAACCGGAAUGUUCGACGUUGACAUUGACACUAUUCUUAAAAGUCAAACAUUGAGAGAGUUUGAUUCACAUUUUACGGUGAAACAAUUCGGUUACAAAAAUGUAGAGGAAUACUAUUCCAAUGCAACCAUACAUGACAAAUUACAUUUGAUUGACGUGCCGUUAUUGUGUCUCAGCGCUGCAGACGACCCAUUUCAACCAUUUCAAGCCAUACCAGUAAAAGAAAUAUCAGAAACUAAAAAUGUAGCUGUUGUUGUAACAUCCCGCGGCGGUCACAUUGGUUUCAUGGAGGGUAUGUGGCCAGUAAAAGAAGAACAAUACAUGGGUAAACUGUUUUCACAAUUUUUCACCGCUCUGUUCACUACUGGUUUCGAUUGUCAAAUGUGAUAUGGAAAUUAAAUGAACUUACAAAUUAUAUAUCAAAUGCAUUCGAAUCUAAACAUUAAUAUUUGCGUUCAGGCAUUGCGUUAAAUCUAUCACGUGCCAUAAUUAAUCAUAUUCAGGGUAUUGCACAUGCGAUGUAAAUAGUACUAAGAACUAUUGACUUUCCACCGCUUUUAUACUAAAAAGAUUUUCAUGAACGAUCUACGAAAUAUUAGUUAAUAACAUAAUAUAUAUAGAUAUAAUUUUUUACAAGCACAUAGAACAAUGUAUAAAAAUAAAACGCACAUAUUCGUUUUUGCUAGUAAUGUUAUAUUUAUUUUUAAUAUACUAAGUUUAAUAUGAAAUUUGUUAUGCAUAUCUUAUUUUCAAAAUAAAUAACACUUUAGUUUUAUAUAUUUGCUUUGUAUUCGGGCAAAUUUGCUUCAAAUUAAAGAAUAUAAACAAUUUAAGUCGUUUGAAAUAGUCUUGUAAUGCAUCAUUCAAUAAUUUAUUUCGUUCAUUAUAAAUAUUUCGCACAAGAUUAUAAUAAAUAAAAGUUCCUGAACAAAUUAAUCUGGAAAGUACAAACAAACAUAUUCGUUAUAUUAGUAUUCUAUUUCCAAGAGCUAAUGUUGAAAUUUGAUUAAGUAUAAGUAUAAAUUUGAUUUGAGUCGUAAAUUCCCGUUACAAUUCUACGAAUCGACGCCGCGAAUAGAUCGAUCCCCUGAUUUCCGUUAAGAUAAUAGGGGUGGUUGAAAUGAUAUAACUCCGUAAUUAAGAGUGUUAUAAAUUAUGUAUUUUCCAACAACUUCAUAGAAUCACACACUUUAGUAACGUCGCUGAGUAUGAGAAUUUCCUUCAUUGGUACCGCCUUGAUCUUGCUCAGAUUUUGACUGACAAUCUGAUAGAUGAAGGCCCUCGUGUUGUAAUAGACGUAGCGAUUGAUCAGAUCCGACUUUGAGUGAACUGACUCAACAGAAUCAACCGAAUGCCCCAAUGACUAGACUUUGAUUUCUUGACUUCCCCUGCUUGACUGCCCUUCCGCUCUUACAUACUUACGGAGGAAAGCUCGGUAUGGGGGUGUUUUUUGAACAAAGAAAAUUGAUUCGUUGUUCAUACUUUUCGUUAUGAAAGUGAGGACGAGGAUCCCGUGAUAAUUACCAGCUUUCUCCGUAAUUUGUAAGAACGUACAAUAGACCUAAGAAAUUUUUAGUACCAGAAAGUACCAGUUAUAAACCGAAAAUACUUGCAGAAAUAACGGUUCCUGCAAGUUUAUAAGACUCGGUUUAUGGUGGGACCUUAGGUUUACUGAGGGCUUUCUAUGAGUGCUUGGGUCUUGACGGUCAGACAAUGAAGGACGUCGCGCGGACCUUUUCACGCGACGUAACAAUAUUAAAGACGUAUAAAUCGACAUUUAAGGACUACAUAUUAUAAAUUGUGAUACUAUUAUAGCAGUUAGAGACAAAAAUAUUGUUAAUGUAUGUUGUUAAAUUUUAUAUAUAGUUUCUGUUAUACUUUAUAAACAAAUAUUGUAAAAAAAAUAAGAUAUCCUAUAUUAUGUUUCCUAAUUUUUUAAUGUUAAAUGUACGUAAAACAUAAAAGUCCAAUAAUAUAUUUUAUCAAUAAAA